AUAUCCAUUUCUUCACUUCCUCAGAGUUCGCUAGUUCCACAGAAAAGGAGAACAAACCUUAUUUCUCCGAACUCUGUUUUUGGCAAUAUGGGUGGAGGAGUCAUGAGGGCGGCGGCGAAGGUCGCCGGGCUGGGAGUUGUCAACACCGGUUUGCGUGCCGGUUUUCAGGUGUCACCGUCGUCAACCGAGCACUCCGUCAUGCGCGUCGCCUCUCGUCCGGUUUCUUCUGCGAUGGCUGUUUCUAGGGGCGGGGUUUCCUCCGUUGCUGACGCGGCUGCGUCGGUCAAUCGGAAGGUGUGUUGGGAGACGUUUGAUGACUGGGAAUUUGCUGGUGAUGUUGAAGAGGAGGUGGCUAUGGUAGGGUCCACCGCCUCCGGCAGUGGAGAGCCGAUGGCUCGGGUGUUGUUUGGUGGCGUUCCGAGCCAUGAGGAGGCUAAGGAAGCCACUGCUGAUUUGAAAGAUGCGUUGGAUAAGGUUUUUCUGUCAUCUCCAAAUUCUGCUGACACUGCUUGUAAUGUCAAAGCCACUUCAGUGCCAAAACCUGCUAUUCAGGCAUUCAAAUUGCUCAAUGAGAGUCCUCAAGUUCAGUCUGUUGUUGCUUCACUUGCUGCUGAUCCGAAUAUAUGGAAUGCUGUCUUGAACAAUUCGGCUUACAUGGAAUUUGUCCAGUCCCAGAAGACCAAUGAUGAACUUGAAGAUCGUGGAUCCCCUCAAAGCUCUGAAUCUUCAGUGAAGUUAGAAGAAUAUGUUGAUGCAGGUCAUCCCAAAGACAGUGGAAAUCAAUUUUCAAAUUUUCUACUGAACGUCAAGACUACCGUGGUUGAGUUGGUGAAUAAAGUGACUGAUUUCCUUCAGAGCCUCUUUACUUUGCCCUCUGCUGAAAAUGCCAAAGGAAAUGCUGGAUCAACCUUCAGUAGUUUUGAUAAGACAAUUGGAGCUAGCUUGAUGGGAUUGGCAGUGAUGGUUAUUAUGGUUGUGCUUGUGAAACGAGCCAAGAGUGAAACUUCAUAGCAGUCUUAUGUGAAUUUGCCGAUCUUACAAUCCCAAAAUUCUCCAUUUUCAUUUGGAUGCUUUAUGGAUGAUAAUGGUGAUGAAAAAUACUAGCUUAUCUAGUUAAGUACAUUUAUCAAUAGGUGGUUAAGGGUUGGAUGUCUUGUACAGCUUUACUUGGUAUUAAGCCGUGGAAUGAGUUCUCAUUUCUACUGUUA
This is a messenger RNA of Theobroma umbraticum, 1208 nucleotides long. RefSeq lists its product as uncharacterized. The record is from RefSeq and is a predicted model, not a curated record. Lineage: Eukaryota; Viridiplantae; Streptophyta; Magnoliopsida; Malvales; Malvaceae.